Molecule: messenger RNA, 2816 nt
Organism: Odobenus rosmarus divergens (Pacific walrus)
Lineage: Eukaryota; Metazoa; Chordata; Mammalia; Carnivora; Odobenidae
Gene: KHDRBS3
Product: KH domain containing, RNA binding, signal transduction associated 3
Exons: 11
Coding region: 422-1462 (346 amino acids)
Biological process (GO): regulation of alternative mRNA splicing, via spliceosome
Cellular component (GO): nucleus
Molecular function (GO): mRNA binding
Source: RefSeq, a predicted model, not a curated record
GGGCGGCGCUCGGCGUGCGGGUCGCGGCUGAGCUGGGCGCCGGCGCCGGCUGGCGGGGCUCGCCCGGGACUACCUCAGGCUCGCCGAGCUCGCCGCCGGCCCGGUCCGAGGGCCCGCCUGACCGCACCGGCCCGCGCCCGCUCCUGUCCGACCGGCUGUGGGGCUGCGGGGGCCGCGUCCCGGAGGCAGCGGCCGCCAGCGCGGGGCACUCAGCGGCCACCCCCGGGGACCGGGGCUGCGCGGCCGGCGCCCGCCCCGUGCCGCCGCCGCCGGGCCGACCGCCCGGCUUGGCUCUGCCGCGCCCCGGCAGCGGUGCCUGGCCCGGGUUGCGCGCCGCUGGGGGCGGGCGGGGUCGGGGGUUGUGGGGCUGCCGCUGCUCGCCUGCCGCGCGUCGGCGUCCCGGGCCCGGCGGCCGGCGAGCAUGGAGGAGAAGUACCUGCCGGAGCUGAUGGCGGAGAAGGACUCCCUGGACCCCUCCUUCACGCACGCUCUGCGGCUGGUGAACCAAGAAAUAGAGAAGUUUCAAAAAGGAGAAGGCAAGGAUGAAGAAAAGUACAUCGAUGUGGUGAUUAAUAAGAACAUGAAGCUGGGACAGAAGGUGUUAAUCCCUGUAAAGCAGUUCCCUAAGUUCAACUUUGUGGGGAAACUUUUGGGUCCCCGUGGCAAUUCUCUGAAGCGUUUACAAGAAGAAACCUUGACAAAAAUGUCCAUCCUUGGGAAAGGUUCCAUGCGAGACAAGGCAAAGGAAGAAGAGUUGAGGAAAAGUGGAGAAGCAAAGUACUUUCACCUCAAUGAUGACCUCCAUGUUCUCAUUGAAGUCUUCGCUCCACCAGCAGAAGCAUAUGCCCGGAUGGGACAUGCACUGGAAGAAAUCAAAAAGUUCCUCAUUCCUGACUAUAAUGACGAAAUCAGGCAAGCACAGCUCCAAGAACUAACAUAUUUGAACGGUGGUUCAGAAAAUGCGGAUGUACCAGUUGUUCGAGGGAAACCCACCUUGCGUACAAGAGGUGUACCAACCCCAGCAAUAACCAGGGGAAGGGGAGGAGUCACAGCCAGGCCAGUUGGAGUUGGUGUACCACGAGGGACUCCAGCUUCCAGGGGAGUCCUUUCCACCCGAGGACCAGUGAGUCGGGGAAGAGGACUUCUCACUCCCAGAGCAAGAGGAGUUCCCCCAACUGGGUACAGACCUCCGCCACCACCCCCAACACAAGAGACCUAUGGAGAUUAUGACUAUGAUGAUGGAUAUGGCACUGCUUAUGAUGAACAGAGUUAUGAUUCCUAUGAUAACAGCUAUAGCACCCCUGCCCAAAGUGGUGCUGAUUACUAUGAUUAUGGACAUGGACUCAGUGAAGAGACAUACGAUUCCUACGGGCAAGAGGACUGGACUAACUCGAGACACAAGGCACCUGCAGCGAGGACCGCGAAGGGCGUCUACAGAGACCAGCCCUACGGCAGAUACUGAUUGUACUGUCUGGUGUUGUGAAAUAGCCAGUCUCCACCAGUCCUGUGUACUGUUCAAAGUAAUGUUUUUCUAUGAACAAUCCCUUUUUAAAUAAAUCAAAAUGCUUAAAAUCUGAAUGGAUGGAACUUUAAAACUACUUUGUGGAAACAUCAACCUGGGCAGAAAAAAAAAAAAAAAGACAUGUAAAAUUUUGUUAUUUCCAGUCUGUAUAUGAAAAAAUAGGUCAUCAAAAGGAAAAAAAAUAACUUUGAUUAACUAGUGUUAAACAAAAAACUAGGUUUACUAAAUAUGUUAAUCCAUCCUUUUAACAUAAGCCUCACCUUUCAUUUUAAAGGUUUCCAUAGCAAUUUAGUUAUUUUAUCUUUCAGCCAUAUGCUAGUUUUUUUUCUCUUGCCAACAUGCGUAAAAAGGGAAGCCAAUUACAAGUGCAAAUAAUGUGGUAUUCUUUUGUAACUCAAGUCUUGAAAUGUUCUGUAGUGUUGAGCAAAGUCUCCUCUUGCUUGAUACUAAAUAAACUUUUGAAAGAAAUUCCGUGUGUGUGAGCUAACAAUUUCAUGUUUCUCUUAUUUAAAAAGGCCUUCAUAAAUAGUUGUAAACAGGGAAAGAGUUCAUUUAACAACGCUUGUCAUAAAAGGGUCACACUAAACGUUGUACAACUGACUUAAAAAAUGGUAUAAAAUUAAAUGUACCAUUCUAUACUCACCGUAGAUUUAAAUGCUGUUUAAAGAGUCCACAUGGUGUUAAGCUGCGCUGAGUAGCACGUUAAAACGACGCAAAACCAAAUCUUGUUUAAAAACUGGUUUUAAAAUAACUACUGAUUUUCUGAAAAAGAUGUGAUCAGUUUUCAUCUUGUUGAGCGUUUUUUCACUAGUGCAACUUUGGAUUUUUUAUGAGAAUUUUGGUACCUUAAUGAACACCUCGCUCCAUGCUGGAAGCAAUAAGCACAAAGCUUUUAAAGACAUUCUGACUUGACUAAUUGAGGUCGCACUCGCCAAGGCUGAGGAUGUGUAACCCUUAAACGGUCUUCAUUGUCAAAGGAAAUGUCAGCCAUCUUGGGAAGUUGGAGGAACUGGUUGUGCCCGAGGAGCAAACAAAGGGGCUUUCCUUCGAAUUAUGGACUGCUUAUGAAUCGUUAACUCACCAACGUGCCUAGUCAGUAAAUGAAUUCACUUGGGAGCUUGAAAAUCAUCUGAGUUUUUUUCACAGUUUUAUGUCCUGUGAAAUGUUUUAUAAAAUGGUACGCUUUUUAAUUUGGAAAGCCUGUUUAAAAAAAGGAAAGAAAAUCUUAUUUUGUGGUCUCCUAACAACAACAAACAAAUGAUUUGUGUGAUACUUAAUAAAGGCUGCCCAUUUC